Molecule: messenger RNA, 956 nt
Organism: Bursaphelenchus okinawaensis
Lineage: Eukaryota; Metazoa; Nematoda; Chromadorea; Rhabditida; Aphelenchoididae
Source: the annotation of a GenBank genome assembly
AUGAGUCUUGUAAAUGGAACAACAACAGAGUUUCCUAUAUCAUACUUGGUGUCUGAAGUUGUCGAGUACUUCAAAGAACAGGAAUUACUCAAGAAUAAGUUAAAACAAGAAUGGAUAGAGAAGAUCGAAAAGGAUGGCGCUGAGAAUCUGGAUGAUACGAUGCUUGGUUUAAGCGAUAAGGUUUUUGAACAGGUAUGGGUUUUUUCUCUAAAAUCUAUUUUGUUGGAGGGUUUAAAGUUGUGAAUAAUUUUUUUGGUUAGUCUGGCGAACUUUCAACUUCAGUAACAAAUUUUGUUCUUAAUUUAAUAAAAAUCGUAGGUUUUUUUUGGUGGGCAUUUUGAACUUUUAUUCAGUAUAUUAAGUUUACUUUAGGCUAAUGUUGAAACGAGGCUAGAGCGAAUGGGCUUCAGAGUUGGUUAUUCUUUGGCCGAAAAACUGUCCAAAGACAUGCCAAGGAUACCUGGAGAACUCGAAAGUGUAAAGUUUAUUUGUAAAGAGUUCUGGAACAAUGUAUUCGGAAAACAAGUCGACAACUUGAGGACUAAUCAUCAGGUAUGUUAUGAAAACAUUUUUUGGAAGAACGCGGUUUUUGUUUUGUAUAUUUUUAGCUUUACAUUCAUGUACAUGAUGUUUUUGAAGUUAUGUUUUAUUUUUUAAAGUAUACAGGCAAAAGGGGUUGUAAACGACAACGUUAAACUAAAAAUUUAAUUUAGGGUACAUACGUGAUUCAAGACAACAAAUUUCCUUUACUGACAUCGUUUUCUGAAGGACAACAAUAUCUGAGCGACGCGAUACUAUUCCUCGCAUUACCUGCAGGCAUCCUACGUGGAGCCUUGAGUAAUUUGGGUAUAGAGACAGUGGUAGUGGGGUCUUCUGAUGGCUUACCUGUAGCUAGAUUCAAUGUUACAGUACAAUUAGUUGAGGAAGAGAAAAAUGAAGUUCAACCUUUACUGUAA